This is a messenger RNA of Tilletiaria anomala UBC 951, 830 nucleotides long. RefSeq lists its product as uncharacterized. The transcript has a single exon. The coding region runs from base 168 to 617 and encodes 149 amino acids. The record is from RefSeq and is a predicted model, not a curated record. NCBI's taxonomy places the organism in Eukaryota, Fungi, Basidiomycota, Exobasidiomycetes, Georgefischeriales, Tilletiariaceae.
CGGCCUGGAAAACGUAUGGUCGUGCUUGUGGUCACGCUAAGCAGCAUGAAUGAUAGUAGAGAAAAAAUGAGCUCGUCAUCGUCACUCUCGACCGCAACAUCAGUCCACACACCCAGGCGGGACUAGUUAGUCGGAAGCCAAAGGCGGGGGGCCUUUCGUGAAUUUGUAUGUUGUAUCCUCGUGAUGAAGUCAGGUGUCGUGAUAAGAAUGCGUAUUGUUAUGCUGCAUUCACGUCUCUCAUCCACACUGCACGGCCGCGUAUUCUCGCUGCCAUCUGCAGCAUCGUUCGGCACAAUUGUAUCCGCUCACCGGUCUCUCGGUUUCCAUCAUCCUCAGCCUCAUCCCAAUAUCAUCAUCGCAUCAUAGCACGUACGAUGUGUCCACAAUCUUACCAUCGCAUCCCGUGUGUGCAAUCGGCAAAUUCUCUCCCUUCGUGCAUUGAUUGCAAAUAUGGAGCCCGCCCCGGGCCCCGUCCACGGGGCCCGGCCGCACGAGUGCAGACUAAAUCCUCUCACAAGAGUGACGACAGUGACGACAAACGCCUGCGACAUGCGACAUUCCAGAUCCUGGUAGCCGUACGUAUAAGCUAUGCGAGGCCCCCGGCGCAUGCUAUAUGAUCGUGAGUCCAUGUACGAGUAGAGUACAGUACAUUGACAAGUAUGCAAGCGAUGUGGCGAUCCAUGCAAACAGAAUGCAGGCGACAUAAUCACGUGCAAUUGUUGCACACUGGUACGACGACUUCACCAAGUUGCACCGAGCUGCAAUGAGAAAUUUGUAUACUAUUCCUGAUGUAUCCAGUACAGUCUCACAUACGAGCGAAUCCAUCUCCC